CUAAUGUAGUACAGUAAGAUACAGGUGUGCGCGUGGGGCUGAGACGAUGCAGGAUCCGUCACUACUUUCGUAUAAGCCCCGCGUUCUCACCCGACUUUCUUUUGAACACACUCUUUUCCCUUCACAAUUCUGGUUCACUGAAUCAUUGAACAACGAGGUCUACGUUCAACACCACGGCCUCUCUCUUUCAACAAGAUGACCACCACCCGUCUCGAUCCUGCGCUUGUCGACGCCUUUGACUAUGUCAUUGUUGGCGGCGGCACAGCCGGUUGUGUCAUUGCAAGUCGUCUGUCCGAAUACCUGCCUGACAAGAGGAUACUCUUGAUUGAGGCUGGUCCCAGCGACUACAUGGACGACCGCGUGCUGCUGCUUAAGGAUUGGCUCAACCUUUUGGGUGGUGAGCUGGACUAUGACUAUCCCACUACCGAGCAGCCAAUGGGCAACUCGCAUAUCCGUCAUUCUCGAGCCAAGGUCCUUGGGGGUUGCUCUUCGCACAAUACUCUCAUCUCUUUCCGCCCCUUUGAGUAUGACUGCAAGCGAUGGGAGGCUCAGGGCUGCUACGGCUGGUCUUUCAAGACCUUUACUCGUGUCUUAGAUAACCUGCGCAACACUGUUCAGCCGGUGCACGAGCGUCACCGGAAUCAGCUGUGUCUCGACUGGGUCGAGGCUUGCUCCGCCGCGCUCGAUAUCCCCGUCAUCCACGAUUUCAACAAGGAAAUCCGCGACAUAGGGGCUCUCAAGCAAGGUGUUGGCUUUUUCUCCGUUUCGUACAAUCCCGACGAUGGCCGCCGAAGCAGCGCCAGUGUCGCAUAUAUCCACCCGAUCCUAGGCGGAGCUGAGAAACGAGAGAAUUUGACAGUCCUCACCAAUGCGUGGGUUAAUAGAAUUAACGUCCGACAUGACCGUGUUACUGGAGUCGACCUGACGCUGCAGAGCGGUGAAAAGCGCACCCUCAAGGCCAAGUCAGAAACAAUUCUCUGCGCAGGCGCCGUGGAUACGCCGCGCUUGAUGCUUUUAUCUGGAUUAGGCCCCAGAACUCAACUUUCUGAUCUCGGUAUUCCUGUAGUCAAGGACAUUCCCGGCGUGGGCGAGAACUUGCUCGAUCAUCCUGAGAGUAUUAUCAUGUGGGAGUUGAACCGCCCCGUACCGCCGAACCAAACCACUAUGGAUUCUGACGCCGGCAUCUUCCUCCGUCGAGAGAUUCCCAACGCUGCUGGCGGCGAUGGAGAUAUUGCCGACAUGAUGAUGCACUGCUACCAGAUUCCGUUUGCCCUCAACACAUCAAGAAUGGGGUAUGAAGCCCCAAUUGACGCGUUCUGCAUGACACCGAACAUCCCCCGUCCUCGAAGCCGUGGACGACUAUUUCUGACGUCGGCCGAUCCCACCGUCAAGCCGGCGCUUGAUUUCCGUUACUUUACCGACCCAGAAGGCUACGACGCGGCCACCGUCGUUGCCGGUCUCAAAGCAGCGCGUCGCGUGGCCCAGCAAGAACCCUUCAAGAGCUGGAUCAAGCGCGAAGUUGCGCCCGGUCCAAAAGUUCAGUCCGAUGAGGACCUCAGCUACUACGGCCGCAAGGUCGCUCACACUGUCUACCACCCUGCAGGCACCACCAAGAUGGGCGAUCCUGAAAGGGACCCGCUGGCGGUCGUCGACUGCAAGCUCAAGGUGGCUGGUCUCCAGGGAAUACGCAUUGCUGACGCCGGCGUCUUUCCUGAAAUGACUACUAUCAAUCCCAUGUUGACCGUCUUGGCUGUCGGCGAGCGCGCCGCCGAACUCAUUGCCGAAGAUGCAGGCUGGCGGGGUGACCACCGACCAAGGUUGUAGAAGUUGUAGGAUGUCUCCAACGUAUUCUUAGGUUCUCGAAAUCCAGCAUCGAUGUGAAUUUUGGAUUCACAGGAAAAGGGUCUGGCCAUUUUCUUCUAUAUACCACUCAUGAUAGAUCUAGAGGAUAGUCUAGACAUUAUCCAAAAUAAUUUACAAUUCUUCUACAAGGCAGG
Messenger RNA from Xylona heveae TC161, 1997 nucleotides. Its product is annotated as GMC oxidoreductase. Gene Ontology annotation, molecular function: flavin adenine dinucleotide binding; oxidoreductase activity, acting on CH-OH group of donors. NCBI's taxonomy places the organism in Eukaryota, Fungi, Ascomycota, Xylonomycetes, Xylonales, Xylonaceae. The transcript is spliced from 3 exons. The record is from RefSeq and is a predicted model, not a curated record. The coding region runs from base 196 to 1824 and encodes 542 amino acids.